This is a messenger RNA of Paraphaeosphaeria sporulosa, 1341 nucleotides long. RefSeq lists its product as uncharacterized. Lineage: Eukaryota; Fungi; Ascomycota; Dothideomycetes; Pleosporales; Didymosphaeriaceae. The transcript is spliced from 2 exons. The coding region runs from base 1 to 1341 and encodes 446 amino acids. Gene Ontology annotation, cellular component: late endosome; extrinsic component of endosome membrane; early endosome. Gene Ontology annotation, molecular function: phosphatidylinositol binding. The record is from RefSeq and is a predicted model, not a curated record. Gene Ontology annotation, biological process: early endosome to late endosome transport; protein targeting to lysosome; endosome to lysosome transport.
AUGACAAGCUCGGCUGCACCGGAGUUGGAACUCCCCCACCCGCCACAAGCGACCCAUUCUGUAGCUUCGGUAUCGCAAGAAAAGGAAUUAAGCGACAAGGCCACUGAAACAACUUCUGACAAGGCCACCGCAGCAUUCAUCCGCCGGGUCCUUUGCUCCCACGACGUCCUUCUAGGGAACGGCGAGAGGGGUCGCAACACGCCACGACCGAUCGAAGAUGUACUGCCGCCCUUGUCUAGCUCAAACGAGGUUGACUUGCAGCUCUACGGCAUCAUAGCUGUGAUAAUUAAGGAGUUCGUACAGACGUGGUACUCCAAAAUUACCCCUGACCAUGUGUUCGUUAACGAAGUAAUCCAAAUCAUCGCACAUUGCACGAGGGCUUUAGAGCAACGUUUACGAGACGUUGAUUUGGAAGCUCUUCUCCUUGAUGAAAUCCCUGGACUGCUUGAGGAGCACCUCAGCGGUAUCCGUCUCGCGAAUCAGCAGGCUUCUUCGCAGCACUCGUUAGUCACCGACCCUCGUGUUGUCUACCACGCUCUUCACCCGCACCCUGCACUAUUCCCUGUGCCGACUGAUGCGAUACCAUCCAGCAUCGCCGAGCAGCGGGAGAGUGAGUCUGCGUGGCGUCAACUACUCAUCCAAGGUGUCCUGGCUGUGCUCCUCCCAACCGAGGAUUUGGAAAAUGGCUGUUUGCGAGCCUUAGUGGCCGAAAUUUUCGCGGAGAUGAUCCUUGGCAACGGCAUUAGUGGAAAGGCUUGCGAGGGGUGGUUGCUGUGGGAAGGUAUCACCAGAAUUGCUGAGGUUCUACAGCAUCCUGGUGCUAAAGAAGAGGACUCCCAAUCACACGACAGCCUAGAGCAGCCGCUGAGCCGUCUGGAACGCUAUGGCUUGCUCGCUCCGCCAGUUGCAGAGCAUGAUGGCUCUUCUCACAUGCCGUUGGGCAACACGAACAAUUAUCAAAAUGCUCCCAUCCCUGCUAAUGGACUGUUUUGGAUGAUAAUCCAAUACAUGUUUCUGGCGGGUACAGCGUUGCGCGCGGCGAUCGGCAUGAUCGCGACAUCUUCGUCCUUACCGCUAAGAUCUGCCAUCGCAACUGGCGGUCAAUCAGCUGUCGAAGCAGACCACCAGACCCCACUUGCAGAGAGCGGCAAUCGUGCUGAGACGCAACUGCUGACCUCUAAGCGGCCUAUAGUCAGCAUGAAGUUGUGGAGUUGUGCGUCGCAACUUGUUGAGCUCGAUACACGCAUGCCUUGGCUUUCAGGUUUCAUAUCCAUGAUCCGUUGGGGAGUGUUAGCUGGCCCAGGACGAUUGGCCAAUACGAAUGGUAUAUUGGACAGGUGA